CCAACCAAUUCACCACCCACCACCUACCACCCACUACCCUCCCCCUCCUUCUCUCCUUCUCCGUAUAGCUCUCAAUCGGCCUCUGCCGGCCAGAGAGCAUACUCCAACCAUCACCAUGAGUCUCUCCCGCCCCGCCCGAUGCGUGUUCUGCAACUUCUCGCGACCAGCCUCGGCGGCUCCUCGCGUGGCUCGUCGCCAAUUCCAUCCUUCUCCCUUCCGACUGAACGACGCCCCCAAGCCGAAAGACUCUGAAGCUCCCGCUGCGCCCAACGCCAAGAAGUCUGCGAAGGAGGGCCGCCAGAUGACGUUGAACGAUAUCACGCGGACGAUGCGUCCCGAGUUCGUCAAGCGGUACACGGAGGAGGAAAAGGCGGCGCUGCAGGAAGUUUACAGCGCGAAGCAGAUGGAAGCGAUCCUGGCGGGCGAGGAGGCCAUCGACCCUAAAGACCUGGCCGACCAGUUUGGGGUCCGCUCCGACCCGAUGCGGCUGAAGUACCUGGACGACUUCUCCCACAUCGAGCCGGGAGUCGACAAGCACGUCCGCGCCCCCCAGAGCAACUCCGACUACCGGCAGCAACUCAAGAGCACGGAGGAAUUGGUGGCCGAUUUCGCCAAGUACAUCACCGAGCUGCCGGAGGACGCAGAUUCGGUGCACUGGAUCAACUUCCUCGAGACCAACCGGCUGACCGUGGGCAAGGAGGAGGCCGAACUCGCGCCGCACUCGGCACUGGCCCCGGAUCUCUUCCAGGCGGACGAACGUCUCGAUGAGGGCGUGGAGCUCAGCGACGAGGAGGCCGUGGUCAAGACGGAGUCCGGCGCAUCCGCCGAAGAGCGUCUCCGCCCGAGGGAUACGUUAGAGAAAUUCGAGCCCCCGCUGGCCCGCCUGAUCGAGUUCACAGGCCUCUCAUCAAAGUACAUCUCGAAUCUGAGCGUCAAGACCCUCGUUCAGCACACGGUCACGAACCAGACGCGUCUGGGUAAGGUGCAACGGUGGUACGUGCUGGCCAUCGCCGGCAAUCAGAACGGGGCGUUGGGUUUGGGCGAAGCCAAGUCCUUCGAAGCCUCGGAUGCCCUUAAACAGGCCCGAUACCGUGCGGUCCGCAACAUGAAGCCGAUCCUGCGGUACGAAAACCGGACUAUUUUCGGCGACGUGAAGGGCAAGGUUGGCGCUAUGGAUCUGGUGUUGAUGAGCCGUCCCCCUGGCUUCGGACUCCGCUGCCAGUCCCUGAUCUACGAGAUGUGCCGCGCAGCCGGUAUCUCCGAUCUCGCUGCCCGAGUCAACGGAUCCCGCAACAAGAUGAACACGGUCAAGGCGGCCUACGAGGCGCUCAUGUCGCAGCGUGACCCGGAGGAUGUUGCGCGGGGCCGGGGUAAGAAAUUGGUUGAUGUGCGCAAGGUGUACUACUCGGGCAAGUGGAAUUAAUUUUUCUGCGCCAUGGCGGUGUAUAUAAUGUUUUCGUGUCUUAUUUGGUGUCUCUUUGUGUCUGUGUCACUACCUUACCUCCACCCUUGUAUUUGUAUCCAGCAGCCUCCCUACGUUCGAUUACGAUAGAAGUGAGAUCAAUUUAUAUGCAGAAUUCC
Molecule: messenger RNA, 1581 nt
Organism: Aspergillus homomorphus CBS 101889
Lineage: Eukaryota; Fungi; Ascomycota; Eurotiomycetes; Eurotiales; Aspergillaceae
Product: mitochondrial 37S ribosomal protein uS5m
Exons: 2
Coding region: 116-1423 (435 amino acids)
Biological process (GO): translation
Cellular component (GO): ribosome
Molecular function (GO): structural constituent of ribosome; RNA binding
Source: RefSeq, a predicted model, not a curated record